AAACGCGUCGUUGCAUGCCGGUGUUUUGAGCCAGCUUCAGGAAAUAAUGCGUAACAAGAAAGCUUAUCUCCAAAAGGACGGGCUCGCGCCUGGACAGAUUUAUAUCCUGUAACAUCUCCACCAGGUUGCUAUUGUCCUGUAAACAAAGUGGCUAGCUAGCGUGGUUAGCAUCAGCUGUAAAGCCAAGUGGGAGGCUGGACCUUGUUCGCCGUGUCUGUGUUUGCCUAACCUGGCGUGAGCACUGGUGGAUUGUUCUCAAGAAGAAACGGGUGUCUGCUUUUUGUUAGUGCUGCACCUCAAGAAGAAGCUGAUGACUGGUCCGGUUUAUGGAAGAAAUCACACUGAGCAAAGCUGCUUCUGAAGAAUGUAGCUAGGUGGGGUAGCGAGGCUUCUGGUAAAUUAGUCUUUCCUCUAAGGUUAGCCUUCUUCCUGUUAUGCGACAUGUUCAAGCUACACGUGGAUACUUAUAGGACAAGAGAAAUCUGUGGAUGCAGAGCGUGAGAGGUGGUCUUCACCAAAGUUGUGUCUGCUGGAUUUGAAACAUUGGGUGGGUGGGUGUUUAAAAAAAGGGUGGCUGUUUGUAUGGAUGCGCCUGACUGCAUGCAGAAUUAGGAGAUUGGCCUGAUGGAAAAGAGAGACAGAAAGCCGGGAUAUUUUGCAAGGCUGAAAAGGCGGAGACAGCUCAAACAGAACCAAUCAGAAAAGAAUGUGAAUGAGCAGAACCCGGCGAUCAUUUCCUGUCCAGACAUCCAGAACGACAGCGACCCAAACAGGAAGACGGACCCCCAGAGAAUAACAGAGAAGCCACCAGUUGGCUCUGAUGAUGUCCUUAAGAGUAACGUUCAGACAAAGAGGGAGAAGAAGAGGCCACCAGGGACUGUGGAGUUCAUUGUUGGACCCGAUGAUUCCCUUAACAGCAUUGCACUCAAGUUCAACAUCACCCCAAACAAACUGGUCCAGCUCAACAAGCUCUUCUCACGCAGUGUUUACACCGGUCAGAAGCUGUUUGUCCCUGAUGUAAACCAGACAGAAACUGACUUGAAGUCUCCGAGUUCAGCUGAUCCUUUCCUCACUAAUGGCUCAUCAGAGAAAGCAUCACAUGAUGGCAUUUCAAACAACACCUCAGCAAACUCCAUCAGACGUGAGCUCUCCCCACACUCAGAGGACGAGAGCCCAGCUACUGUUAAAUUCAUCAAGAUGAGCUGCAAAUAUUUCACAGAUGGCAUGGGAGUAGUGGGAGGAGUCCUGAUUGUGACCCCGAACAACAUCAUGUUUGAUCCCCACAAGUCCGACCCCCUUGUGAUCGAGCAUGGCUGUGAGGAGUAUGGCCUGAUCUGCCCCAUGGAGGAGGUGAUCUCUGUGGCACUGUACGACGAUGUGUCCCGCAUGAAACUCAAAGAUGCUCUGCCAUCAGAUGUACCCCAGGAUUUGUGUCCUGUGUACAGGCCCGGCGAGUGGGAGCAACUGCCAUCAGAGCGAGACCUGAACCCUUUCAGUCGUUACGAGGCUGUUGAUAAAAAGCGACCAAUUGUGUUGGAUGACAUUGAAUCCACCCUCUCUGAAACUGUGAGCACAGAGAGCGAACAGGCAGAGAAAUCUCCAUCAGACGAAGGCUUCACAGACUUGGAGCCGACUGUUAACGGCAGCACUGAAGACUCUGAGGGGACGUCCUCAAAAACCCCCGUCAUUGUUAACACAGACCUGCAGGAACUGGGGCUGAGUCGCCCAGACCAGGGAGAAACUCAGGACAAACCAAGGCUUUGUCAAACUAAAGGGAAGUUAGAUGAUGAAGAGGAUGAGGGCGUAGCUCAAAACAGCUCUGUAGAGGAUGGUGAGUUGAUACAGUCCUUUUUAGAGACUGAGAAUCAGGGUGACCCACUGGAGGUAACUGAAACCAAAGAAAAGACACCUAAAGGGACCGAAGUGCUGCUAAAUGGUGCACAUGAUAAACUAAUCUCUGCACCGAUGGACCAAAAGAGAAUGUCGAGUCUGGGCGAGGCUGCAGAGGUUUGUGAGAGAAGACAAAGCCCAGAUGGACCAGCAGAGGGUGCUGAAGUCAGCGAGGAGGAGAGACGCAAGAAAAGCUACGAGGCAGAAGUGAAGUCAUGGCUGCUUGAAAGGAUGCAGGCUCCAAUAGAAGACAUGCUUCUGUCAUCUGAAGAGAAAAGUAAAAACCCUCCAAUGUUCCUCUGCUUUAAAGUGGGAAAGCCAAUGAGGAAGUCCUUUGCCUCUGGGAUGACUUCAAGUCCCGCCCACUCAUUUGGAGGGCGGGGUAAACAGCCAGAGUACUGGUUUGCUGUUCCACAGGAGAGGGUGGACCAUCUGUAUGCGUUUUUUGUCCAGUGGUCUCCAGAUGUUUACGGGAAGGAAGCUCGAGAGCAGGGUUUUGUCGUGGUCGAAAAAGAUGAGCUGGACAUGAUUGAUAACUUCUUCAGUGACCCUGCAUCCUGCAGCUGGGAGAUCAUCACCAUUGAUGAGGCAAAGCGCAGGCAGAGUUUUGGCAGCUGUGACGGGGACUUGUCUGUGGAUGCUCUGCCCAUGCUCAGUGACACGAGCGAUCUGCUGCAGGACACACACAUCGAAAAGCUUGCCUGUCGCCUGCCAGCCCGUGUGCAGGGUUAUCCAUGGAGACUGGCCUACAGCACAGUGAGACACGGGACCAGCCUGAAGACCCUGUACAGAAGCCUGGCAGAGGUGGACAGUCCUGUGCUGCUGGUCAUCAAAGACAUGGACUACCAGAUAUUUGGGGCUUUCUCGACUCAUCCAUUCAAAGUGAGUGAACACUGCUAUGGCACAGGAGAAACUUUCCUCUACAGCUUCUGUCCUGAGAUAACGGUUUACCGCUGGACGGGGGAGAAUUCUUACUUUGUUAAGGGAAACACAGAUUCUCUGCAGAUGGGAGGAGGAGGUGGUCAGCUGGGUCUGUGGCUGGAUGCUGAGCUGUACCGAGGCACCACCACUAAAUGCGCCACCUUCAACAACCAGCCACUCUCUGCCCAGCAGGACUUCAACAUCCACAGUCUGGAGGUUUGGACCUUUGAAUAGCUUCAUCUGCUACGGCUACUUCUACACUCACCCUCCACUCCUGAGACGCCCCUGCACAGAGCUAAUUACGCACCUCACAGAUGCUAACCAAGCUACCCCAACAAUGACACGAAACGAAAGCUGACUGAAAACAGAAUGGAAAGCCUUCUAUGGCCUGUUUUGAAAGAGGGUUUGAUCUGCAGGUUGGUUCACCUUUACUGUUUGAGAAAAUGCUAUUGCUCUCAGUUCAUUGGCUGCCUUAGACAUCUGACAACGCCUCCAGCUUUCCCAGCAUGCAGACUGCCUUACCACCAAAAGCUUAUGAGGAGAGAAAGGGGGUAAAGCUGCUGAUGUUGCCCCUCAAAAGAGCUGAUUUUACAUGACUGUGAACGAAGGUGUCCCAUAUUGCAAUAGGUGUUUCGGUGCAUAUUCAUGUUUGGGAAUGUACAGGAUUAUGUGCUGAAGAAGUUAAGGAUGGUAGUUUUUAUGAUGAUGAAUUUUUAAACUUGAAGGAAGGGGAAUUUAUAGGGGAGAUUUUUGAACCCUCCACCAUGAAAAUUUCACUGCAGGAAAUCUUCUAAUUGUUUACAAUGGGAGUGUUACACCUCCUCUGAAGGCUAUCUUUGUUUUUAUUUUCAGUUUUAGAUGAUCUGAAUGAGAAUGUCCCAUUCCAUUUCCUCAUUUUUGUAAGAUUUACAUUCCCCGCGUACAAUCCAAAAGAUGUUUAAAAGCCAGGAAACAUUUGAAAUGACCAAAAAUUAUAUAUUUUAAUUCUUAUGUGUUGUGAGUUUGUCAUAUUUUAUAGAAUAUUUUAGAAGUUUUAUUUUUACAUUGUUUUUACAAAAAUGCUCAUUUUUUUAUGGUCAUGCUUUUAUUAAAAUGUUAUGUUAUGUUAAACAUUUCUGUUUUGAUUGGACCUAACAAGCACUAGAAAUAACUGUUGUCAGUAUUGAACUCAGAUGUCGGCAAAUGUAUCUCUGAAGAUUUCAUUUGUGUUUGUAGUUCAGAGUCAGUGAAAGUUAAACAUGACAUCACUUUGCACUACAGGAUUAACAGACUGUCAACGCCGUACAGUGAUCUGUGUAAUUAAGCAGUUCUUCAAUGUAAAAUUGUUACUGAAUGUCGUUCGAUCACCACUACAAGAGGCCGAAAGUUUGCCUCUGUUUCACUUAAAAAUGGCAAAAAAGGGAUCAUUUGUUUUUGCACUUUGGUGUGCCACUAACUAAAGGUUCAGAUCUACUAACAUGGAAAAGAAAUGUUCAUUUACGUCCUGUGAAUCUGACGCAGGCUUGUAGUGCAUGAAUGUUCAAUACUGCAAAUGUAUCACACCACAGUUAUGAAAGCUGCCAUACAAACUAUUCACUAAUGCCAGUUAUCGCUUCAUGUGAAAAUGAGCUGUGUUGUCUGUAGCUAUUCAGUGUUGUAACUGUGAAUGCUUCCUGAGUAUUAUUUCAUGUGAAUCCAAACUGCUGGUCUGUGAUAUAUCACUAAGGAUCUAUUUAUUGUGUUGUUAUUGCAACUACAUUUAAGCCUAAAUAAAUGUUGAA
Molecule: messenger RNA, 4571 nt
Organism: Cheilinus undulatus (humphead wrasse)
Lineage: Eukaryota; Metazoa; Chordata; Actinopteri; Labriformes; Labridae
Gene: ncoa7b
Product: nuclear receptor coactivator 7
Exons: 17
Coding region: 625-3045 (806 amino acids)
Biological process (GO): response to oxidative stress; regulation of transcription by RNA polymerase II
Cellular component (GO): nucleus
Source: RefSeq, a predicted model, not a curated record